AUGACCACUUACGAUCACUCAAAAGUCGCCCAGUUUAUCGGCGGUAACACCCUCGACAAGGCCCCGACGGGCCCGGUCAGCGACUUCGUGAAGCAAAAUGGGGGGCACACGGUUAUCACGAAGGUCCUGAUCGCGAACAACGGUAUCGCUGCUGUUAAGGAAAUCCGUUCCAUUCGGCAAUGGAGCUACGAGACGUUCGGCACGGAGCGUGCCAUCGAGUUCACUGUCAUGGCCACGCCAGAAGACAUGAAGGUCAACGCGGAGUACAUUCGGAUGGCCGACCGGUAUGUCGAGGUCCCCGGAGGCUCUAACAACAACAACUACGCCAACGUCGACCUCAUCGUCGAUGUCGCGGAACGCGCUGGUGUGCACGCGGUCUGGGCUGGUUGGGGUCACGCUUCGGAGAACCCUCGACUCCCUGAAACGCUCGCACAGAACAAGAUCGUCUUCAUUGGCCCUCCCGGGAGCGCCAUGCGCAGUCUCGGCGACAAGAUCUCGAGUACGAUCGUUGCGCAGAGCGCGGACGUCCCCACCAUGCCUUGGUCAGGCACUGGUAUUACGAAGACGGAGCUAUCUCCUGCGGGCUUCGUCACGGUCCCCGACGACGUGUACCAGGCGGCUUGCGUGACCACCGUAGAGGAGGGUCUGAGGAGGACGGCAGAGAUUGGCUUCCCUGUCAUGAUCAAGGCUUCUGAGGGAGGCGGAGGCAAGGGUAUCCGAAAGGUUGAGGCUCCAGAUCAAUUCAAGAACGCGUUCCACGCAGUCGCUGGAGAAAUCCCUGGUUCCCCCAUCUUCAUUAUGAAGCUUGCUGGUCAGGCGCGUCAUUUGGAGGUCCAGCUCCUCGCCGACCAGUACGGCAAUGCUAUCUCCCUCUUCGGUCGUGACUGUUCCGUACAGCGGCGUCACCAGAAGAUCAUCGAGGAGGCGCCUGUGACGAUCGCGAAGCAAGAGACGUUCGAGAAGAUGGAACGUGCCGCAGUGCGGUUAGCCAAGCUUGUCGGAUACGUGAGCGCAGGAACGGUGGAAUACCUCUACAGCCACGCGGAGGAUGUCUUCCACUUCCUAGAGCUGAACCCUCGUCUGCAGGUCGAGCAUCCAACGACCGAGAUGGUGUCCGGUGUCAACCUGCCUGCUGCCCAGCUUCAGGUUGCGAUGGGCAUUCCCCUCCACCGCAUUCGUCAUAUCCGCCAGCUCUACGGCGUCGCUCCCAACGGCUCGUCCGAGAUCGACUUUGAUAUGGUCAACCCCGACGUGAGCAAGCUGCAGCGCAAGCCCCGUCCCAAGGGGCACGUUGUUGCUGUCCGUAUCACAGCGGAGAACCCGGAUGCCGGCUUUAAGCCAUCUUCUGGAUCGCUGCAGGAGCUCAACUUCCGGUCUAGCACCAACGUCUGGGGCUACUUCUCAGUCGGCACUGCUGGUGGUCUCCACGAGUUCGCGGACUCGCAGUUCGGUCACAUUUUCGCGUACGGCGAGGAUCGUGGCGAGUCCAGGAAGAACAUGGUUGUAGCGUUGAAGGAGCUGAGCAUUCGUGGUGACUUCCGCACCACCGUCGAGUACUUGAUCAAGCUCUUGGAGUUGCAGGCGUUCGAGGAGAACACCAUCACUACCGGCUGGCUUGACUCACUCAUCAGCGACAAGCUCACCGCCGAGCGCCCUGAGCAGAGUCUCGCGGUGAUCUGUGGUGCCGUCACGAAGGCGUACCUCGCGUCGGAGGCAUGCUGGACCGAGUACAAGCGUAUCCUCGACAAGGGUCAGGUGCCCUCCCGCGAUGUGCUCAAGACCGUCUUCGGGAUCGACUUCAUCUACGACAACGUCCGGUACUCCUUCACUGCCACGCGUUCCUCCCCGAUGCUCUGGACGCUGUAUCUCAACGGCGGCCGGACGAUGGUGGGCGCGCGAGGCUUGGCUGAUGGCGGCCUGUUGGUUCUGCUCGACGGCAAGAGCCAUUCUGUCUACUGGAGAGAGGAAGUCGGCGCGUUACGUGUGUUAGUCGAUUCGAAGACGUGCUUGAUCGAGCAGGAGAACGACCCCACGCAGCUUAGGAGCCCUAGUCCUGGCAAGCUCGUUCGCUUCCUGGUCGAGAGCGGCGAUCACAUCAACGCCGGGGAGCAGUACGCCGAGAUCGAGGUCAUGAAGAUGUACAUGCCCCUGGUUGCCUCCGAGGACGGCAUCGUGCAGUUCGUCAAGCAGCCCGGCGUCAGCCUUGAGCCCGGAGACAUUCUGGGUAUCCUUACUCUCGAUGACCCCGCUCGCGUCAAGCACGCGAAGCCUUUCGAGGGUCUCCUUCCCCCGAUGGGUACCCCCGCUGUGGUCGGCAACAAGUCCCACCAGCGCAUGCACUUCUACCUUGACGUUCUCAACAACAUCCUCGAUGGCUACGACAACCAGGCCGUCAUGGCUUCUACCCUCAAGGACCUCCUCGACGUCCUCCAGAACCCGGAGCUCCCCUUCUCUGAAGCCACUGCCAUUCUCUCUACGCUUUCUGGUCGCCUGCCGGCGAAGCUCGAGGAGAGCAUCCGCUCAGCCAUCGAUAUGGCGAAGAGCAAGGGCGAGGGCGCCGAGUUCCCCGCCGUCCGCAUCCGGAAGCUCAUCGACCACUUCAUGGAGGACAACAUCCGCGCACAGGACCGCACCAUGUUCCGUACUCAGCUCGGGCCGCUUCUGGACGCCGUCGAGCGUUACCAGGGUGGUCUGAAGGCGCACGAGACCAACGUCAUCGCCGGUCUGCUCGCGCGUUACGAGGAGACCGAGAUGCUGUUCGGUGGAAGCAUGGAGGCGCGCGUGUUGACUCUUCGUGAGCAGCACAAGGACGACCUGGACAAGGUCGUCUCGCUCGUGCUCAGCCACGUCAUGGCCCAGCGCAAGGGACGUCUUGUGAUGGCGAUCCUGGAGCACGUCAAGAACAGCGGUCUCACGGUCACCGAUCCCAACUCGCGCCUGUACCAAGUGCUGCAGGGGCUCGCUGCUCUCGAGGCUAGGUCAUCCACUCAAGUCGCUUUAAAGGCCCGUGAAGUCCUCAUCGCGUGCCAGAUGCCCUCGUACGAGGAGCGUCGCGCGCAGAUGGAGGGUAUCCUCAAGGCUUCCGUGACCAACAGCUACUACGGCGAGCCCGGCUCCCUUGCUCGCACUCCGUCGAUCGACGUCCUGAGGGAGCUGAUCGACUCGAGGUACACCGUCUACGACGUGCUUCCUACGUUCUGGAACUACGCCGACCAGGAGAUCACGCACGCUGCUCUCGACGUCUAUGUGAGGCGCGCAUACAAGGCGUACACACUGCUGUCUGUCGAUUACGAAGAAGGUGACGGCAUGGAUGAUGGUGAAGCGCCGAACGUCCUCCUUUGGCGAUUCAACCUUGGCCAAUCGCACUCUCCCCCGUCUACGCCUCGUAUUUCGCAGGGGGAGACUCCUCGCAGACAAGCCUCCGUGAGCGACUUGACCUACAUGAUCAACACGCACCACAAGCAGCCUCUGCGUACUGGUGCCAUCGCGUCGUUCCCCACCCUCGGGGCCCUGGAGCGCGGCUUCGACAAGGUUGCGUCCUCGCUCCCCGUCUUCGAGCCUCUGGAAUACCAGCAGCGUUACGGCGCCAACAACGAGCCGCCAAACGUUCUCAACAUGGCCCUUCGUAUCUUCAACGAAGCUGACGACAUGUCUGAGGAUGCCUGGUACGAGAAGAUCGAGGAGCUUGUCAACGCUCACCGCGAUGUCGUGACGCGUCGUGGCGUCCGCCGUAUCUCGGUCCUCAUCUGCCGUCCUGGCCAGUACCCGAUCUACUACACUCUUCGCGAGAUGAACGGCUCGUGGAAAGAGGAGCAGUCUAUUCGUCACAUCGAGCCCGCCCUGGCCUUCCAGCUCGAGCUGAGCCGUCUCUCGAGCUACAACCUGACGCCCUGCUUCACGGAGAGCAAGCAGCUUCACAUCUACCACGCGGUCGCGCGGGAGAACCAGCUCGACAACCGUUUCUUCAUUCGCGCCCUUGUUCGUCCUGGCCGUCUGCGCGGCACUAUGGACAUGGCGAACUACCUCAUCUCGGAGACCGACCGACUCGUUACCACGAUCCUGGACGCUCUCGAGGUCGUUUCUGCUCAACACCGGAACGCGGACUGCAACCACAUCUUCAUGAACUUCAUCUACAACCUUCCCGUCACCUACGACGACGUCCUCGCUGCUAUCUCAGGCUUCAUUGAGCGUCACGGCAAGCGUCUCUGGCGUCUCCACGUCACUGGUUCUGAGAUUCGCAUGGUGCUCGAGGAUAAGGACGGCAACGUCACUCCCAUUCGUUGCAUCAUCGAGAACGUCUCCGGCUUCAUCGUCAAUUACCACGGCUACCAGGAGAUCACGACCGACAAGGGGACGACCAUCCUGAAGUCGAUCGGCGAGAAGGGACCCCUCCACCUGCUGCCCGUUCACCAGCCGUACCCUACUAAGGAGUCCCUGCAGCCGAAGCGGUACCAGGCGCACCUGAUUGGUACCACCUACGCCUACGACUUCCCGGACCUGUUCUCGAAGGCCCUCAGCAACGUCUGGUUGAAGGCCCGGACGAUCAACUCCAGCUUGACCGUCCCGAAGAAGGUCUUCGAGUCCCGCGAGCUCGUUCUCGACGAGCACGACCAGCUCCAGGAGGUGGACCGCGCUCAGGGCAACAACACUGUCGGCAUGAUCGGCUGGGUCUUCACCAUGAGGACCCCCGAGUACCCUGAAGGCCGUCGCGCUGUGGUCAUCGCCAACGACAUCACGUACAAGAUUGGGUCUUUCGGCCCCGCCGAGGACCAGUUCUUCUUCCUCGCCUCUCAGUACGCCCGCCAGCAAGGUCUCCCUCGCAUCUACCUGUCUGCCAACUCUGGCGCCCGCAUCGGUGUCGCCGAGGAGGCCAUGAACCUGUUCUCUGUCGCGUGGAACGAUGCCGCGCACCCCGAGAAGGGCAUUGAGUACCUCUACCUCACGCACGAGAACUACCUCAAGCUCCAGGAGAAGGCCGCCGCCGCCGUCCACACCGUAGAGAUCGAGGACAACGGCGAAGUUCGUCACAAGAUCACCGACAUCAUCGGUCUGCAGGACGGUAUUGGCGUGGAGUGCUUGAAGGGAUCUGGUCUCAUCGCUGGCGAGACGUCUCGCGCCUACGACGACAUCUUCACGAUCACUCUCGUCACCGCUCGUUCCGUUGGUAUCGGCGCGUACCUCGUGCGCCUCGGCGAACGGGCCGUCCAGGUCGAGGGCCAGCCCAUCAUCCUCACUGGCGCGGGUGCUCUCAACAAGGUGCUUGGCCGUGAGGUCUACACCUCCAACCUGCAGCUCGGUGGCACCCAAAUCAUGCACAAGAACGGCGUUUCGCAUCUUACCGCCAGCAGUGAUCUCGAGGGCGCCACGCACAUCCUCGACUGGCUUGCCUAUGUUCCCGAGCACAAGGGUGCUCCCCUCCCGGUCCUUGACCUCGCCGACCCUUGGGACCGCGACAUUAGCUAUGUGCCGCCGAAGGGCCCUUACGACCCGCGUUGGUUCAUCGAGGGCAAGCAGGAUGAGGCCACGCACGACUGGCUUUCCGGCUUCUUCGACCGUGGUUCAUUCCAGGAGACGUUGAGUGGCUGGGCUCAGACGGUCGUCGUUGGGCGCGCUCGUCUCGGCGGUAUCCCCAUGGGUGUUAUCGCUGUCGAGACGCGCACUAUCGAGCGCGUGGUACCUGCCGAUCCUGCCAACCCGACGUCGUUCGAGCAGCGCAUCAUGGAAGCUGGCCAGGUCUGGUACCCCAACUCCGCGUACAAGACCGCGCAGGCGAUCUUCGACUUCAACCGGGAGGGUCUGCCCUUGAUCAUCUUCGCCAACUGGCGUGGUUUCUCGGGCGGACAGCAAGACAUGUACGACGAGAUCCUCAAGCAGGGCUCCAAGAUCGUCGACGGCUUGUCAACGUACAAGCAGCCCGUCUUCGUCUACAUCGUCCCUCACGGCGAGCUCCGCGGUGGCGCGUGGGUCGUCCUCGACCCGUCCAUCAACUCAGCGCAGAUGGAGAUGUACGCCGACGUGGAGGCCCGCGCCGGUGUCCUCGAGCCUGAGGGUAUCGUCGAGAUCAAGAUGCGCCGGGACAAGAUCCUCAAGCUGAUGGAGCGCCUCGACGCCCCCUACGCGGCCCUCAAGAAGGACAGCACGGAUGAGUCCAAGACUGCUGAGGAGCGCGCCGCUGCCACGGAGGCCCUGACCCAGAGGGAGACCCUCUUGCAACCGACGUACAAGCAGAUCGCCUUGCUGUACGCGGAUCUUCACGACCGUACCGGUCGCAUGGAGGCGAAGGGAUGCGCGAAGUCGAUGGUCUGGAAAGAUGCGCGCAGGCGCUUCUACUGGGCUGUCCGCGCGAAGGUGGCUCGCUCUUCCGCCAUGGCCCAACUCGCCGAAGCCAGCCCUGAUUCGAGCUUCGAGUACCGCACGCGCCUCCUCGAAGACCUCGCGGAGAUCGAGUCCACGAGCGAACCCCGCGAAACUGCACAAGCGCUCGAGGACCUCGACCUUACCAAUACGCUGGCGCAGCUCAAGGCGGACCACUUGACCCACCAGAUGCUUGCGCUCGCGCAAGAGGACAGGAAGGCCACCGUCGACGGUCUUGUCCGGCUCAUCGACCACCUCGCCGACGACGAGAAGCUCGCACUGAUCAGCGCUCUCCAGAACUCUACUCGCUCUUCCGGUGAGUCUCAUGUUUCCUCCGUGCUACAAAUUCGCUGA
Molecule: messenger RNA, 6708 nt
Organism: Trametes versicolor FP-101664 SS1
Lineage: Eukaryota; Fungi; Basidiomycota; Agaricomycetes; Polyporales; Polyporaceae
Product: acetyl CoA carboxylase
Exons: 12
Coding region: 1-6708 (2235 amino acids)
Biological process (GO): fatty acid biosynthetic process
Molecular function (GO): acetyl-CoA carboxylase activity; ATP binding; metal ion binding
Source: RefSeq, a predicted model, not a curated record